AUGGCGUCCCACAUGCAUCCUUCGCCCGUCUCCCCUCCAUCCCCCAUGCUCUAUUCUUCUUCCGGCUCAUCCUCGAACGCCGUGCCGUCGGCUUCCCUCACGUCCGAGUCGUCGGUUACCCCGUCGCAAAUGUCCGACACCUCCUCCGCGUCGGCAAACACGUCCUUCUCCUCCGCUUCGGCAAACACGUCCUACUCCGACUCGUGCGACAACUACUGUCCCUCCAACUGCGUCGCCACACCUUCGGACGAUGCGUCUACCUUCCGCCGCUCGCUUCUCCCCCAGGACGAAGUCUCCCUUCCCCCGGAGCAGCGGCAGAACCCGAGGCGCACCACCGCCCGCUCCCAUUCCCAGCACGCCGCCCCGCCGGCUUUGGUUCGAGAGGUCGAUCGCCGAGUCGGCUUCGUCGACGGCCUUGUUGACGCCGCUGCCCAGAUGGUCGAGGCCAUCUGGCCGCUCUCCUCCGUCGAUGAGCUCGGCGGCAGGUCGGUCCUCCCACUGCGCACCUUCAUCCAGGAGACUCUUCGCCGCGCUCGCACCAGUUACUCGACUCUCCAGGUCGCACUGUACUACUUGAUUCUCAUCAAACCCAGCGUUCCUUCGUACAAAUCCCCCUGCACCCUCUCCGGUUCCGGCCGCGUCAUCCUCUGCGGCCGCCGCAUGUUCCUCGCCGCCCUCAUCCUCUCUUGCAAGUACCUUCAAGACCGCAACUUUUCCGCCGGCGCGUGGAGCAGGAUCUCGGGCCUCUCCGUCAGGGAGAUUAACCGAAACGAGCUUGCAUUUCUCUUUGCCGUCGACUGGAAGCUGCACGUCACCGAUGACGUCUUCCAGCGCUGGACCGAAAUCUUUCUCCGAUGCACCUCGUCCUCGGCUCCGUCGCAGUCCCUCAGCUGGAAGCAGAUGGCCCGCAAGCUGGACCCGGGACUGACCAACAUCGACACCCUGAUCCCUCGAUCGUCCCCCAAGGUCACCGACCUGGCGGCCCUGGCGGUGCGGAGCAUCCUGAACGCGCCCGCGGAACCACGCUCCACGCCGACGCCGCACGUCAACUCGAUGUCGUGCGACGCACCCGCCUUCAUGGAGCCGCAGCCCAUGCGUACCUGCGGCCGCCCCGCGCCGCUGCUCAACGAGCGCCUUGCCCCCCUGGCGAGCGGAUUCUUCACUCCUGCAGCGAGUGUAGCUUCGCGCACCACGGGCUUGGCCAUGCCGCGGACGGACUGUGCCGGUGGUAUCCAGGGGCUGGAUCGGCUCCCGCACCUUGUCGCCUCGUCGCCGCAGGGCCGCUUCCCCACGGCCCGCCGAACUUCGCUGGCAAAUUCCGUCUCGUCCGUCUCGUCCCCCGAAUCCACGUUUUCCGCCCCGUCACGUUCGCGCUCCGCUUCCUUCUCCUCUGCCUCCUCGCUCGCUAGCGCGACCCACUGCGCCCUCAAGCCUAGUGUGCCGUCGCGAUCCCGAGCGAUGGAGGCGUCGGACGAAAGCGUGAGCACGAAGUCGAGUGUCCUGGCGGUGCCUCAAGCGCACCCUGGGUACCUCGUGUCGUCGGGUACGUCGCUGGAUACGCGCUCGGAAGGGCGCGUCGGCGAGUUCGCCCCGGCCUCGGGAGAGGUAGGAGUCACCGUCGUCGCCCUCGACGAGCGUCAGAAGCACGAUCUUGCCACCAAAUCUGGUCGAAAGCGAAGCAGAAACCAAUCGGCGGACACGGCGCAACAUCUUGUUCGUGCUGUCGCGCCUGCCAGCGACCCUUGUACGCUGGCCUGGCUCGGCGGUGACGAGGGAUCCCAUGCCAACUUGUCGGAACCGCUCCUGCAAAUGCGCUUCGGCGCAAGCAUGGGGGCCCCUGCCAAACGAGUUUGCUACGCCGCCGGCCCUGGGGCUGUAGAGAACGUUGAGCAGAGCAUCAGCUUCACGAGACGGGGAACGUGGGACAGUGCUAUGGAAUAG
Drechmeria coniospora is the source of this 1941-nucleotide messenger RNA. RefSeq lists its product as uncharacterized. Gene Ontology annotation, molecular function: protein kinase binding; cyclin-dependent protein serine/threonine kinase regulator activity. Gene Ontology annotation, biological process: regulation of cyclin-dependent protein serine/threonine kinase activity. The record is from RefSeq and is a predicted model, not a curated record. Lineage: Eukaryota; Fungi; Ascomycota; Sordariomycetes; Hypocreales; Ophiocordycipitaceae. Gene Ontology annotation, cellular component: cyclin-dependent protein kinase holoenzyme complex; nucleus. Bases 1 to 1941 code for a protein of 646 amino acids. The transcript is spliced from 2 exons.